Messenger RNA from Neoarius graeffei (lesser salmon catfish), 1666 nucleotides. RefSeq lists its product as uncharacterized. The coding region runs from base 114 to 1037 and encodes 307 amino acids. The transcript has 7 exons. The record is from RefSeq and is a predicted model, not a curated record. NCBI's taxonomy places the organism in Eukaryota, Metazoa, Chordata, Actinopteri, Siluriformes, Ariidae.
CCCUAAUAAAUAACCAGAGCAAACUUUCGCUUUAGAGAAGUUUAUUUUCAAACGCUGAGGAAGAAGAAAAUACCGAUUAAAAUACAAGAAAAAAACCCACCAACAACAACAACAUGAGGCUGUUCGUCCUGCUCACAGCGGUUAUUUUCGCAUUCUCGCGGAAUACCACAGCUACUCUGUUCGUGAAAGGUCCUACUGAAUCAGUCCUGGAGGGAGAGCGCGUGACUCUGGAAUGUCUUGACUCGGAAUCUGAGCACAACAUGAGCUCAGUGCACUUUGAAAAGAUGUCAAGGCACAUGCACAUGUGGCAUCGGCUGGAUGUAUACGGGUACGGCUAUUACUACCGCCGCUGUUUCGGGUACGAGGCGGACGUGACGAGAGAAGAUGGCCGUCUGCUUCUUAGCUUGGGAAGAGCCCAGACCUGGUCUGCCGGAGUGUACCGCUGUGUGUCCGACAACACCACCGAUGCGGACAAUUCAUCACUGCUUUAUACGCUAACAGUCCACUAUUUGCGAGAAGUGUCGGUGAGCAGAACCGGCACCAACAUGUUCUCUCGCUACCUCACCACACAGGACCACCUGCGUAUACCACUAGGGGACGACGUGGAGCUGGACUGCUCUACCUCUGCCUCUGAGACUCCUCAGUACUCCUGGUUCAAAGAGGGAGAGGACUGGGUGGUUCCAUCCAGUAAGCUAAAGCUGAAGCAAGUGAGGUUGCAGGACAGUGGGGAAUACACCUGCAGGGCUCAGCACCCAUCUGUCAGCUCCCUCACCAAGAAACGGACCAUCAGCCUCACUGUCCUGCCAGAGGACGCUGCCUGGUACGAAUCGACAAAUGCCCAGAUUUAUCUCGGCGUGUCCGCAAUAGUGGUGGUUCUUUUGGUGAUCAUCCUCUCCAUGGCGAUCUUCUUGUGCCGCCGGGCCAGUCAGAACAAGAGCAAGGGACCGAUUGAUGACCACUCCCAGAAGAAGCCUAUCUACAAGAACAGCGUGGAGUCUCUGGCUUCCACUGCCGGAGACAAACAACCGCUGGUGUAAUGCGUGAGAUGGAGAGGGGAGAGAGGUGGAUGAGGACAGAGAGGUUUGAGGUUUAGGAGAGAAAGAACCUGACGGAUUGGAUAAGAAAUGGUUUGCUAGCGAAACACAGACCGUGAAUUGAAUUGAAGACAGUAGGAAAAGAUAGCGAGACAUUAUUGUUUCAUGGCAAUGGUUCCAAUUCAGCAGGUCUGGGAGUAGUACUCUUCAACAAAAGGUGUGCAGUUUUCUCUGUAUCGAUUUCACAACCCACCAAAAUUGAGAUUCAUGCUUGUUGUCAAAGACAGAAACUGAGUAUACUGGUGUGAGCUUUAAAUCUCUGAACUUUUUGAGACAUAACCGUGUGCGAACACUUUCCUGCUAGUCAUUCUUCUAGCCUUGGGUUGUAAACAAUUCUCUUUCACUGUCAGCAUCUUUUUAUUAGAAAAUCAUUCUGUGGUGUAAACAAUAUAAUACAGAAAUUUUAGGUGAAGUGUUUAUUCUUGUUUUUCGACUUGAGUACUUUUACUAUAUGAAACUGUAAGACGAUAUAAAAAUAUGGUAGCACUUUAAAUCUUUUGCACUAUGUUUGAUCAUUCCUUUGUACUUUUGCAAGUUAAUUACAUUAAACAUCUUUUAAAAUGCAUAUCAAA